AUGCAGCGGGGCCAAAAGCAACAUACCGACUUUCAAGGCCUUAAAUCUCGGCUUUUUCUAAUGAUUGAUUUCUUGGCCGAUGCUGAAGCCUUUUUUUUAAACCCCGAUUCAUACUCGAAGGGGUUGCAAGAGCUUUGUCCAGUCGCAGGACUACUAGAACCAGAUGAUGGUAUCUACUCUGCCCCAUGCGAUACCGCGGAGAAUCAAUGGGAUGAAUUCGAGUACCCGUUCUGCAGCGGCCAUUCCACGCCAUAUGCAUACAGAAUGGCAAAUCAUGGAACCCUACCGCAGUAUCCGGAUUUCUUUGAAAUGCAACCCGAAACAAACAGUUGCAGCCACCAGGCGAAUAGAAACCUCCCUGGGAUAGCGGAAAUCUUAAACGCGGAGCAACAGCAUUGGGAAGGGCAAAGUAAUACCUGUCAGCACAAUAUGGUUCUAGAAGGAGCUGGCACACCCUUCUGUCUAUCAAACCCCGCGCCCGUUGUAGAAAGGACCGUAUACCCACCAAACGAAAUACCAAUGCUCCAAAGCGAGCGGUUCAGGCAAACUUUGGAAAUCAGCGACAACCCUAGUUUUGUAAAGGGCUCCUGUGAAAUAGUCUUUGGGACAGAGCCGCCUGGAAGACUUCCCCCUGGUCCGCAGAUCAAAUUAGAGCAGCAAGACUUUGUGCAGGGACAGGUGUACAACAACGGCCCCCAAAACUACCAAAGAUUCUCUGUCAAUAGGGCUCAAGGACCGCAAUAUCAAAAACGGGUAUCAGAACUCCGGUCAAACGAAGCAACCGUUCCGACACCAAUGCCGAUACAGUUCCACUGUUCAACGGCCUGUAACUGCGCUAACCCUCAUCGCUACCCAUCACAAACCUAA
Messenger RNA from Orbilia oligospora ATCC 24927, 867 nucleotides. RefSeq lists its product as uncharacterized. Lineage: Eukaryota; Fungi; Ascomycota; Orbiliomycetes; Orbiliales; Orbiliaceae. The record is from RefSeq and is a predicted model, not a curated record. The transcript has 2 exons. Bases 1 to 867 code for a protein of 288 amino acids.